AGAGAGAGGAACUGGGGUGAGCAAGCAUUGUGGCUUUAUCUGUUUCCUGUUUCAGCGAGGCUUCUGCGCAAAGAGAAACAGUACCAAGAAGGGAAAUGCUAAGGGGACGCAGAGCCAUGGAUUGAAAGCUUGCACUUGACUCGGCUGCUGUCUUGCCCCAUCUGAGACCAGAGCCAAGAUCUACCCAGGAGCUGGAAGGCUUUUCUGAGCUGCUUGGGUUGGAGCCUGGGACCCAAGAUCCCGACAGCUAUUCCAGGAACUGGAAGCCAAGCACAACAGGUGCUCAGGAGCUCCUCAUGAUCAGCCCAGACCCCAGGCCUCCUGCUGGCUUGGCCCGGUGGGCCGAGAGCUACGAGGCCAAGUAUGAGCGCCGGCAGGAGACCCGUGAAAGCCGCCGCUGCCGCCCCAACAUGACCACUUGCCGCCAGGUGGGGAAGGCGCUGAGGACCCAGCACACAGAGCAGCUCCAGAGAGCCCGACAGCAGCAGUUCUUCAGGAGAAGGAACCUGGAGGUGGACGAGAAAGACAAAAUACAGAGUGGCCCGGACAGGGAGCAAAGUCCCUCCAGGAGGACAGGCCAGGAGGCUGAACUCAAGAAGCUCUUGGCUUGGCCCAACAGGAUCCCUCCCCCCAGACAGCAGGUGCCAGGGACCAGCUCUGAGGUCUUUCCAACCCAACAUCACCCUCCCUCAAGCGUCUGGAGGGAUCUGGACAAUCAUCUCCCCUCCCAGGCCCAGGGCCUUCCACCACAGGACUUUGCCAUCAAGAAGCCACCCAAACACCAUCGUGGCACUCAGACAAAGGCAAAAGAAGCACAGCCAACAACUAAGAAUGAUGCCAGUCAGCAAACCAAUUGUGGAGUUGCGGUUCUAGAUAAGGAAAUCAUCCAGCUUUCCGAGUACCUCAAAGAGGCCCUACAAAGAGAGCUGGUUCUAAAACAGAAAAUGGUGAUUCUUCAAGACCUACUGUCCACCCUGAUCAGAGCCUCUGACAGUUCCUGGAAGGGACAGCUUAAUGAAGACAAAUUGAAGGGCAAACUGAGAUCCUUAGAAAACCAGCUGUACACCUGUACCCAGAAAUAUUCCCCUUGGGGAAUGAAAAAGGUGCUGAUGGAGAUGGAAGACCAGAAAAACAGCUAUGAGCAGAAAGCCAAAGAGUCGCUGCAGAAAGUGCUGGAGGAGAAAAUGAGCGCAGAGCAGCAGCUGCAGAGCACGCAGCGGUCCCUGGCUCUGGCUGAGCAGAAAUGUGAGGAGUGGAGGACCCAGUACGAGGCUCUGAAGGAGGACUGGAGGACCCUGGGGACCCAGCACAGAGAGCUGGAGAGCCAGCUCCACGUGCUUCAGUCCAAACUGCAGGGAGCAGACAGUAGAGACUUGCAGAUGAACCAGGCACUGCAACUUCUGGAGAAUGAGCACCAGGAACUGCAGGCCAAGAUUGAGUGCCUACAGGGAGACAGGGACCUGUGCAGCUCGGACACCCAGCACCUACAAGAUCAACUAAAGAGGUCCGAGGAGGAGAAACUCGCCCUGGUGACCAAAGUACAACAGUUGCAGAGUCUGCUUCAGAGUCAAUCCUUACAGCUUCAAGAGCAGGAGAAACUCUUAAUAAAGAAAGGGGUCCUCUCAUUGACAGGGCCCUUCCUCAGAGAUGUGGGCCUCACCAUCACUGAGAAUCUGGCUGCUUUUUUAGAUCAGGCUUUGUCUGUGUGGAGCCCAAAGCCCUCCCUUAACGAAGUGGAGCCUGAGGGUACAGGGAAGGAGAAAGACUGGGAUUUCAAAGACCAGCUGCAAAAGAAGACUUUGCAGCUCCAGGCCAAGGAAAAGGAGUGCAGAGAACUGCAUUCAGAGUUAGACAACCUCAGUGAUGAGUACCUCUCCUGCCUGCGUACGCUGCAGCACUGUCGAGAAGAGCUGAACCAGAGCCAGCAGCUGCCUCCCAGAAGGCAGUGUGGCCGAUGGCUAUCAAUGCUGAUCUUGAUGAUUGCUAUAGCACUAGCAGUGUUCCUGGCCAACAAGGACAGCCUGAUGAUCUGAAUUAACUUGUGACAGCUGCCUUGGGUGAAAAUCAGAAGCAAAAAACUCAAUAAAAAACUCAAGAAGGUUUGGAUACUUUCAAGUGUGGGUUUUCCCAACGCAACUGAGAUUUCUAACUUUAUUAUUUUUUUCCACCUACUGUAAAAUAAACAAAUAAACUUUGUCUGACAA
Messenger RNA from Myotis myotis, 2204 nucleotides. RefSeq names its product TRAF3 interacting protein 3 (gene TRAF3IP3). The record is from RefSeq and is a predicted model, not a curated record. The transcript is spliced from 16 exons. The coding region runs from base 297 to 2033 and encodes 578 amino acids. Lineage: Eukaryota; Metazoa; Chordata; Mammalia; Chiroptera; Vespertilionidae.